Messenger RNA from Botrytis cinerea B05.10, 2714 nucleotides. RefSeq lists its product as hypothetical. Gene Ontology annotation, molecular function: Hsp70 protein binding. Gene Ontology annotation, biological process: protein refolding. Bases 74 to 2491 code for a protein of 805 amino acids. Gene Ontology annotation, cellular component: cytoplasm. The record is from RefSeq and is a predicted model, not a curated record. NCBI's taxonomy places the organism in Eukaryota, Fungi, Ascomycota, Leotiomycetes, Helotiales, Sclerotiniaceae. The transcript is spliced from 4 exons.
GAAAAGCUUGAAUAACCUCAACAUUUGAAAUCGGUUUCUUUCUUUCAUCGCAAUCAAUUUUACAAAUAAUGGCAUGACUGUGUUGUCGCAUCUCUAUUAUCUUUGCUUUGCACUUUACAAGAAAAUACCACAAGCACUUCAAUUCUGUACUUUAUUGUCUUCCAUCAUGGCAUCGAGUGAAGAGCUUAGCGGACUCGUCAUGAAAUAUUCUGAACCAAAGAAAGGCCCUUCUAACCUGACUAUCUAUGAGUUCUACCAAGUCGAACAGUACGAAGCUCAGGAGCUAUUCGAGUUUGAACAAUAUGUUAAGAUCAUUCGAUUUGCUGAAGCUGUGUGCUCUGGUACUCAUCCUCGAUUUGGCGCUUUCCCUCAACCUGGCCCUGGAGCGCACAUGACGGGCGCAGAAGCUUCCAAUAAGGUGGACAUUGAACCUAAAAAGAUUGGCUUUGAAGAGCUCGAAACUACGAAAGGUUUGAACUCCAUGCGAAAGGCAGGCAGAAAGAAGGGAGAGAAUGAAUACUUUAAACAGACUAUAAUGAAGGCAGAGGAUCUGCACGGAGCUCGGUAUAUCGAUAACUCAGACAUGGACUAUUAUGAGGUGUUAUCGUUGGAACCAUCUGCCUCCAUCGAGGACAUAAACAGGGCCUACUCUGAAUUGAGGUGGACCCAUAAUCCACAGUCGGAUGAAGGGAAAACGAAAUGGCGCGGAAAAGAGCCAAUAAUUUUGCAAAAUAUGCAACAAGAAUGGAACAACAUUCAGCGUGCAUUCAUAGUACUAUCGGACCACCAUAGGAAGUAUGGCUAUGAUAAUGAUAGAGAGAUGCAACUGAAGGGCUUUGAGCGAAAGGGAAGAAACUUGGACGAGUCCACGACACAAAGCAAUUUCGGGUUUGCUGCCUUCCGCGAGGAAGUAGUUCGUUCAAUAGAAGUGCCUCAUCCUGACGACCCCCCCGAGCCAUAUAACGAAGAUUUCUUCAAAAGUAUCACCAAAGACCUUAUUGUCGAAGAGAAAGACAUUGACUAUGAUAAAAACUAUUAUCAUGAUCUGGGUGCUAACGACACAAAGAAGAGCUCAUCGUGGAACGGAGUUAUCAGUGGAGAUCAUUUCGGAAGCCUUUUGCGGAGUAUGGGUUAUGACCACAUCCGGAAUCUCAGGCAGGCCAAAGAUGAAAAAGCUAUCAACAAGGUGCGCUCAGAAUGGAACCAGAAGCUAAUCUCUUACAUGAUACUGAAAGACGAGAAACUUCGUAAGAAAUACAACGAGCACAAUUACAGUCAUAAGAUAUAUGAAUAUUUGCAAAAGGAACAUGAUUCCAAAGAAUUCGAAAGAGUCCACAACUCACAGGUUCUAGUAUCAGAGAAGAUGGAGCGUCGUGGCAAGGAUGCUAGUUCGCAGCCAGCUAUUACAGGUAAUUACUUUCAAAGACUAUCCACAGAGACAAAGAGUGCUUUUAUAAAAGAUGCUUCGGAUGAUGGGACUAGUGCUUCUACUAUGAUGACUAGAGUGGAGCAAAAUACAGAGAUAGAUUACUCAGUGAUUAUUGCACACACUGAAAAGGUCAGCGAUCGCAUUCAAGUAAAUCCCGCUACUAUCACUGACCGCAUUCCAAAAUCAAUGUCUCAAGCCUUCUCCAUCAGCAAAGUCCCGCUUCGAAAUAACUCUACUAAUCAAAAAUCCCAAUCAUCGAGUGGUGCACUCAUGUUUCCUACACUGCAACGCAAAUUACUACAGGCUCGGAAAGUUCAGGCACAACGUGUAGUCCAAGAAAAGCAAGCUCAAGCAAAACUCUCAGUUCAAGUAACGGAGCCGAGUGCUACAUUUUCGAAGCAAGCUCGAACUCUGCAUCCAGCUGUUCCAGGUCAAGUACCCAACGUUAUACGUGAUCAACAGGCUUUCGUACAAAAGCAACUUAAUGCACAACGAGCCGCUGUACAAAGUGCAGCUUCACAUCGUGCAGAAAUUCAAAGAUCUUUGGGUUUAGAUAGAGCUCCUCCGACUGGACCUCGAGUUUCGUUAGGUAUGGCUCCCCGCUUGAUGACAAGUUCAUUUGCACAUAGCUUGAACUCCACUUCGCCAUCGAAGUCAUGCCCACGACUUGAGUUGAAGAUGAGUCAUCCUCCAAUGAUGGAUAAGAUUUCUGAAGUCGCAGGGUCUCCAUCAGAGCUGUCAAAAAGCAGCGAGAAACGCCCAGCGAAGAAGAAGCGAAGGCUCGGGGAUAGGGAGUGUGAUGGGAAGAAAGAGAAAAGAAGAGUGAAUAAGGGAGAUGCCAGCAGAAGCGGUGUUGAGAUGAAAUUGCAGGAUGAAGGAAGGACGAGAACAGAUCCAGGAGAGAAGAGUAGUUUGAAGGAAGACGGGGAGAUAUCAGAGGAUGAGAGUGAGAGAGAAGCAGAUGGGAGACAACGCGGAAAGAACAGAAGUCAAAAGUAUAAUGGCGGAAAAAAGCGCAAGAGAGAGUACAGGAGAAAUUCAUGGCGCCCUGCUGAAAUCUAGCGUUCAGCAGAGUGUGAUGAGGUUCAUAAAGAGAUAUGCGAAGAAUCCAUACCAAGGCGUCUUCUCUAUGGUGGUAUUAAAUACAAAAAUAUGAAGGAGACUUGAUGGGCAUGGUUAGGUGCGGAAUCGAAGAUAUUUCUGUCUAAUUUGGGGUAAUUGAAAAUGAAACUUUACAUGGAAUGGCAUAGAGUUAAUCUAGAUUAUGAGAAUAAUGGAAACACCA